Messenger RNA from Eruca vesicaria subsp. sativa (arugula), 1803 nucleotides. Lineage: Eukaryota; Viridiplantae; Streptophyta; Magnoliopsida; Brassicales; Brassicaceae. The record is from the annotation of a GenBank genome assembly.
AUGAGUGAUGUAUAUCCAUGGCAAUGGAAGGUAGAAAGCAAACGGCUUCUAUGGCUAUUGGGACUCACAUUUGCUCUCAUUGUCACAUUCCAAUACGUCGAGUUACCAUACUCCAUCUCCUCUCUCUUCUCUUCUACCAAGAUUCCCAUUUCAAGAAACUCAACUUCACUUAUAGGAACCCGUAAUCAUCAUAAUGGUAACUUAACUCCGGCUAUGGCUCCAACCCUUCUCCCAAGUAGUUCCACUUCAAAAGAUUCCAAGGAAGUUGAGGUGGAUCAGAUAAUUAAUAGCAGUGGAAACGCGACUGCUUCCGCUGCUCCACCAAAGGAAAAUGCAACUGCGCAUGGUGCUAACGCAACAGCCUCGGUUGCACUGCCUAGUUUAAAACAAUCUCAAGUAAAUGAAAAUGUAACAGCACAUGAGGCUAGUGCAAAGGACCCGUUUCCUUUAAAGCAAAACGCAACAUUGCUUACAACCAGCCAAGUUCUUGAAAAUAAUUCAACUAAAGAAGAUGUUGGUGCUGCUUCUCCUCUUGUGAGAUUUGUACCUGACUUUAAGGAGAACGCAAAAAUGCUUGACUCCGGAGUGAUGUCAAUAUCCGAGAUGAGCAAGCAGUUGCGUCGAAACCGUAUUUCUCAUAAUCUUCUUGCGAAGGAACCAAAAUGGGUAACUAAGCCUGACCUAGAGCUUUUACAAGCAAAACAUGAGAUUGAGAAUGCACCAAUUGAUGACAAAGACCCUCUCCUCUACGCUCCUCUUUAUCGCAACGUCUCCAUCUUCAAACGGAGCUAUGAGAUAAUGGAGAAGAUGUUGAGGGUUUAUGUAUAUAAAGAAGGAGAUAAACCUAUCAUGCACACUCCAAUACUGAGAGGGAUCUAUGCAUCCGAAGGAUGGUUUAUGAAACUUAUUGAAUCCGACAACAAGUUUGUCACUAAGGACGCUACAAAAGCUCAUCUAUUCUACUUACCCUUCAGUUCCACAAAGCUCGAGGAGACUCUUUAUGUAAAGAACUCCCAUAGUCACCGUAAUCUCAUUAAGUAUCUAAAAGACUAUAUUGACUUCAUUUCCAUAAAAUAUCCUUUUUGGAACCGAACUUCUGGAGCUGAUCAUUUCCUUGCAGCUUGCCAUGACUGGGCUCCAGCAGAGACACGGAAGCAUUUUUCCAAGAGCAUUAAGGCGUUUUGCAACGCGGAUGUUAAAGAAGGGUUUGUCUUUGGACAGGACACAUCUUUACCCGAGACAGUCGUCAGAGAUCCCAAGAAACCACUAAGUAACAUCGGUGGCAUGUCCGCUUCCAAAAGACCAACACUAGCUUUCUUUGCUGGGAAUCCCGACCACGGUUACGUUAGGCCCAUCCUACUCUCUUACUGGGGUAACAACAAAGAUCCUGACAUGAAAAUAUUCGGGAAGCUUCCAAGGUCUAAAGGAAACAAGAACUACCUUCAGUUCAUGAAGACAAGCAAGUACUGCAUUUGCGCCAAAGGGUAUGAAGUAAACAGCCCGAGAGUGGUGGAGGCUAUCUUCUAUGAUUGUGUUCCGGUCAUAAUAUCUGAUAACUUUGUGCCACCUUACUUCGAGGUUUUGAACUGGGAGGCGUUUGCGGUUUUUGUGUUGGAGAAAGAUAUACCUAACUUGAAGAAGAUUUUGAUGUCUAUUUCGGAACGUAGGUAUAGGCAAAUGCAGAUGAGAGUGAAGAGAGUGCAGAAGCAUUUUCUGUGGCAUGUGAAGCCUGAGAAGUAUGAUAUGUUUCACAUGAUUCUUCAUUCGGUUUGGUUUAACCGAGUUUUCCAAAUUUCGGUUUAG